AGUCGAGUGCUUUCUUCGAGGGAGGCCCCUCAGCCGCAAGUUGUGCUUCCGUAGUUUUUAGCAAAAUUUUCCGUUAUUUUCAAUAGUUUCGGUUGCAUUUUUCGGCUUAUUACGCUCCCCGUGUGGUAGCGAUCGAAAUGUGAUAGAUUUUAUGUGCGGAAAACUUCGAACGGUUGGUGAAAUCCGCUAUUGAAUAUUUUGAAAUCUACACGAGCACGCUGCGUAUGGUGGCGGCAUUAUUUUGAUUGUUGAAAGCCGGAUUUUCGUGAUGCUGAAUAAAAUACUGUUGUUCUUCGUCGCUUUGCGACUGGCGUCGGUGUUUUUGGUGCAGACUUGGUACGUUCCGGACGAGUACUGGCAGAGUUUGGAAGUGGCUCAUCGGCUUGCAUUUGGCUAUGGUCAUCUCACCUGGGAAUGGACGCACGGCAUCCGCAGCUACAUCUACCCAUCCGUCAUAGCCGGCCUCUACAAACUGCUCGAGCUCGUCAAGCUGGAUUGCGUUGAGCUGCUUGUGCUGUUGCCCCGAGUGCUGCAGGCCUUACUAUCGGCGUACUCGGAUUAUCGAUUCUACGUGUGGUCCAAUAAGAGCAAGUGGUCCGCUUUCAUGAUAGCUACCUCGUGGUUCUGGUUCUACACGGGGUCCCGUACACUGGCGAAUACACUGGAAGCUUCGCUAACGGUCAUUGCCCUCAGCUAUUUCCCAUGGUCGGAUGUAGAGUGCACCACUUUCCUGUGGCCGGUUGCAGUAUCGGUUUUCGUGAGACCAACUUCUGCUAUUCCAUGGAUACCUCUGUGUCUGCACCAUGUGAUGAAAUCGACACAUCCAGUGUGGGAACUAUUGGUCAAACGAUACUUUCUGAUUGGAUUCGUUGUCGGUACGGUAUCAGUGGCCGUCGAUAGCUUUGUACAUGGAUCACUUCUUUUGUCUCCAUACGAGUUUGUUCGUUUCAACGUCUUGAAGGGAGUCGGAAGCUUCUACGGCGAACAUCCCUGGUACUGGUACGUCAAUGUUGGUCUUCCGACUGUGCUGGGAAUUGGAACAUUACCAUUCUUGUUCGGCGCCGUGGAAACGCUUCGUCAUCUUAAAGUCUACAAGGAACGAGGCGUUCUACUGGUGACCGUGCUGUUUACGCUGGUAGUGUACUCCCUGUUUCCGCACAAAGAAUUCCGCUUCCUGCUACAGAUUUUGCCUAUCUGUCUUUACGUAUCAGCAGACUUUUUGUCACGUUGGAGUAGGAAAGCCUCUGGAAAGCUUGUUUGGUUCGCUGCCCUUGUGCUACUGGUUGGAAAUGUAAUUCCGGCGGGAUACCUGAGCUUCGUCCAUCAACGUGGCACGCUGGAUGUGAUGUCUUCGGUGCAGACACUUUCGCGGAACUACCGUGACGAGUUCGAUCAGCCACCGAAGUUCCUCUUCCUCAUGCCAUGCCAUUCUACUCCGUUCCACAGCCAUGUCCAUCACAAUACGACAAUGCGAUUCUUGCGCUGUGAACCAAACUUCCACAACGAUCCAACCUACACAGAUGAAGCUAACACAUUCUAUAAGGAUCCAGUUAGCUGGCUUCGGAGAAAUAUACCCGUUUAUCCCCGUAGUGCGACACCGUCGCAUGUGAUUGCAUUCGAUAGCCUGGAACCAGAACUUCAAGACUUCCUAACCAGCUACGAAAAGAAGGAAACCAUCUUCCAUUCCGAUUACACAACGGAUAGGAUCGGUGGAAAUGUGGUUAUUUAUGAACGGUUUGAUCCUAAUAAGAAAACAACACCAGCGACGUUUGUGGAAGAGGACGCAGAGGACAACCAACCGACUGAGCAGGAGACGGAAGGCUAAGGCAAAGCUCGAUCAAAUUUCUAGUUAAGAUUUCGUGUGCAUUUGACAAGUUUUUCUUUAAUUCGUGUCUUUUAAAGUACGAGGUUUAAGUGGAACCAAAUUCGUAGUAAGUUUUUCUUUGGCUUAAGGUAACCAAUAAUGUUCAGUUUCAAGUGCGGCAAUAAUUAACUUUUGGCACAAAGUUUGGCAAUCAGAUACGAGCGCGUACUUCAAAUUUUUCUUCAUCUAGGGUAAGGACGAUUUAAUUUUCUUUGGAAAAAGGAGGUAUCGGAAAGUUUUUGUUUGUGGAAAACUGCCAGAAUAUACAUAACACUCGAUUACCCGAACGGCUUGUGGCAAACUGAGAUGCAACUCAUUGCAGAUUGUACAAUGUUUGACAACAAUACUGCUAUGAUGGUUGUAUCAUUUAGAUAUAGUUUCCUAUUUGUCCAAACUCCAGAACAUUGCUCGCUAAGUUUACCAUGUUUUUUUUUUAACUAAAUAAAGUGUUCAUAUUUUAGAAUAAA
Ochlerotatus camptorhynchus is the source of this 2331-nucleotide messenger RNA. RefSeq names its product phosphatidylinositol glycan anchor biosynthesis class B (gene PIG-B). Gene Ontology annotation, molecular function: alpha-1,2-mannosyltransferase activity. Lineage: Eukaryota; Metazoa; Arthropoda; Insecta; Diptera; Culicidae. Gene Ontology annotation, biological process: GPI anchor biosynthetic process. The transcript has 3 exons. Gene Ontology annotation, cellular component: endoplasmic reticulum membrane. Bases 269 to 1825 code for a protein of 518 amino acids. The record is from RefSeq and is a predicted model, not a curated record.